GUACAACCUAAACCUAAAUAGGUAGAAAAUUGUGCGAAGUAGGUAGACUUAGGCAGGCGGUGCCGAGAAGGCGGAGAUAGAGAUUGGAUAAAGAUGUUAGUGACAACAAGGACAAUCGGAGGAAUGCAAUGGUCUGUGUCGUCACUAAGCAAGAGGCGGUUGUUGAGUUGUUCAUCUUCAGCAGCAGUGAAAUCCAGAAAGCUGAUUCUUUAUUCAAAACCGGGCUGCUGUUUGUGUGAUGGCCUCAAAGAAAAGCUAUCCGCCGCCUUUUCUCUGUCUUCACCUACGGAUCCCCUCCACGAAGUCGACUUGCAGAUAAGAGAUAUCACGACAAAUCCAGAUUGGGAGAGGGCUUACCAGUACGAGAUUCCUGUUUUGGCUAAAUUACUUACAGAUGGUACCGAGGAAACACUACCUAGAUUAUCUCCCCGCCUCGGUGUUGAGGUCAUUCGACAGAAAUUAGUUGAUGCUUUCAGAUUGUAACAAUGUUUAGGAUGCUUGGCAUUCGGAAGCUAUAAAAAAUACGAAGUAUCAUUUACUUCUGAUUUUAACAAGUAUCUUUUUGUUUACCUCAACUUGCAUGCUAUUAUCCCGUUUGAAUAGAUUUUUGUGUGCAUGCUUCUAUUUUGUUUGUUUUUAAAUCUAUGCUAUAUUACUAUAUGGAAUACUAGUA
Messenger RNA from Spinacia oleracea (spinach), 673 nucleotides. RefSeq lists its product as uncharacterized. The coding region runs from base 94 to 483 and encodes 129 amino acids. The transcript has 3 exons. The record is from RefSeq and is a predicted model, not a curated record. NCBI's taxonomy places the organism in Eukaryota, Viridiplantae, Streptophyta, Magnoliopsida, Caryophyllales, Amaranthaceae.